Molecule: messenger RNA, 717 nt
Organism: Volvox carteri f. nagariensis
Lineage: Eukaryota; Viridiplantae; Chlorophyta; Chlorophyceae; Chlamydomonadales; Volvocaceae
Exons: 2
Coding region: 1-717 (238 amino acids)
Biological process (GO): DNA recombination; DNA integration
Molecular function (GO): DNA binding
Source: RefSeq, a predicted model, not a curated record
AUGACGGGUAAGAGGACAAAGGCAACGGGAGAUAACCUGGUCAACGCAGGAGCGGCCGAAGCAGCCGGCGAAGGGGGAUCGGGCCAGAUGCUGCCAGCCAACCAAAACGACAUAGAAGCCGCCAGGGAUACUUUGAGCGGGAACAUAGACCAGCCGACUCUUCACCAGCUGCUGCUGGGCGUCCUGUCAGCAGCGCAGGCCAACGCGCCAAAAGCGCCAGCCAGGGAUCCCCGGACAGCACCGCCUCGGGAUCGCUCUCCUGACGUUGUCAUCACAAAAGACGUGACCAUCAUGCCAUCCGCAAGAGAACAGCUAGCAGCAAUAAGGACGGAAGUUCAAGCAAAUGACGCACCGAAGCUGACAGCACCACACGAGCAGCGGGAGCAGCUCGACGAAGGAACGCUAAUGCUGCUAGAGACCGCCAUCACCGCGCUGGAUGCGAACGAACCCCAGCUGGCCGACGUGGGUCCACUGCUGCGCAGGGUUAAGGCGACACAGCAAGGCCACCAGCUGCAGCAGAGGACCGGCUCUGUUCAGUCACCGAUCCCCAGCCUCAGCUAUACUUCCUUCCGGGAGAAGCUCGCUGCCAUGUGCAGCGCUGUGGGCAUCAAGCGCGGCAUCAUGCCACACUCCAUGCGCAUCGGGGGAAACAGUGCUGCAGCAGCCAGAGGGGUAUCCGAAGAAGCCCGCAAGGCCCACGGUCGCUGGAAGACGUAG